Molecule: messenger RNA, 753 nt
Organism: Eublepharis macularius
Lineage: Eukaryota; Metazoa; Chordata; Lepidosauria; Squamata; Eublepharidae
Gene: RARRES2
Product: retinoic acid receptor responder 2
Exons: 5
Coding region: 67-546 (159 amino acids)
Biological process (GO): inflammatory response; regulation of lipid catabolic process
Molecular function (GO): signaling receptor binding
Source: RefSeq, a predicted model, not a curated record
GGGCUGGCCGGGGGAGCGGACCCCAGGGCAGAGAGGAGGCGGCGGCGGAGGAGGAGGAGGAGGAGGAUGAAGCCGCUGCUUGUGCUGUGCUGGGGCCUCCUGGCCUUGGCGGGCGUGAGCCCCUCGCCCCUGCCAAGCAGGGCUCUGGAGAUGGUGCUGGAUGACUUCCAUAACAAGAGCCACGUGAAGUUCGUCUUUAAGAAGCAAACCAUGACGGAGAGCAUGGAAGAGCUCCCAAUGGGGACCUUUGUCCACCUGGAAGUGGAUCUCCUUCAGACGGUCUGCUGGAAAAGGCAGCGGGGGAUGCAAAACUGCGGGGUCAAAGCAGGCGGGAGGAGGCAGAAGUGUCUGGCUUGCUUCAAAUUUGACUCCAGUGGAAACGUGUUGGACCAGUCGGUGCGGUGCCUGUCUGAGCAGGUCCCCAUCUUCCAGGAGGUGAAGAGGCGGCAGGCGCAGGAGUGCGAGCAAGUCAAGCAGGCGGGCGAGGAACACUACCGGCCGGGCCUGUUUGCCUUUUCCAAAGGGCUCCCAGUCUCGCCGGAGUGAGGGGCUGCUCCCAGAAGGCGGCUGCAUUUGCUGGCUCUCGGUGACUACCAACCAAAGCAGCCAGCAGCCCAGCAGGGCAGCCCGGACCUGGUGGGCUCAGCAGCAGGACGACCGAACCAUCGGCCCCGGAAGAGUCUGCAGUUUCUUCUGGCCAGCCUUUGAUCUCUAUUGACUCCCGCAAUAAAGAUGCCAGCGGAGGCCCCUAUU